AUGGAUUCCCCAAUUCUAGAUUCUUUUCUCCCAAAUCUUCCCCUCUUUUUUUCCAUGUUCUUUGCAAUUUACUUGACUGCCCAUAUCACCGUCUUCCGAAACUGGACUCCGAAGCUCCGGCCGGAAGCUGCUAGCUGUUUGAUGUCACUCGCGCAUGGCACACCUGCUGUUUUCUUGGCCUGUCACGCCAUCCUUUCCGACUCCAAUCGUGGAUUCGCAUCGAUCAACACCGAUUUUCAAAACACCGUCCUGGAAUACAGCAUUGCAUACUUCGUCAUGGAUCUUUCUCAUUAUCUCAUCUUCAACCCUAGCGAUGUCCUCUUCAUAGCACACCAUUUGGCCACCCUUUUUGUGUUUAUAACAUGUCGAUACUUGGUGUUUCAUGGAGCGUAUGGCAUUCUGAUUUUACUGAUACUGGCGGAGGUCACCAGCUUCUUUCAAAACGUUUGGACGCUGGCAAGAGUGCGGAAAACCGACUCCAAGAUUGCAGCCCAGAUGAUGUUAUUCCUAGGUGGGUUUGGGUUUCUUGGAUCUCUGUUGUCAUUGCAGCCAUUUCGGUUAGUGUACUUUGGAUUUAUAACCGGUGGCUUGAAUUGUAUAGUGGAAGAAUAG
Messenger RNA from Lactuca virosa, 612 nucleotides. Lineage: Eukaryota; Viridiplantae; Streptophyta; Magnoliopsida; Asterales; Asteraceae. The record is from the annotation of a GenBank genome assembly.